This is a messenger RNA of Setaria italica (foxtail millet), 1304 nucleotides long. RefSeq lists its product as uncharacterized. Lineage: Eukaryota; Viridiplantae; Streptophyta; Magnoliopsida; Poales; Poaceae. Bases 141 to 980 code for a protein of 279 amino acids. The transcript is spliced from 4 exons. The record is from RefSeq and is a predicted model, not a curated record.
CUCCCUCUCUCGCCCUCUCCUCUUCCCCGCUGGGCCGCCCGCGCUCUCGCUCUCGGCUCUCCACCUCCUUCCUCGCUCGCCUCCCAAAUCCCCCACCGAAUCAACAAACCCCAGACGCUACAGGAGGCGGUGCGGAGGAGAUGGACGCCGCCACGGCGACCGCCGCGGUGGCCGAUUGCGCGGAGUCAACCCUACUGAGCAAGGCCGAGAACCUCUUGCGGCGGGCGGAGGACGCGGUCGUCGAGCUGCGCGGAGCCGCCGAAGAGCUGCGGGGGGCGGCGACCACUCUGAAGGACGCGUGCGAUGUGAUCCGCCUGGCGACCGCGGUCAGGGCGGUGCGGGCGGGCGCGGAGGAGGAGGCGGCGCGGGCGGGCUCGGAGGAGGACGCGCAGCGGGCGGGCGCGGAGGAGGACGCGCAGCGGGCGGGCGCGGAGGAGGAGGCGGCGCGGCCGAGGGGAUGCUGUGGGCGCAUUAAGGCGUGGUGGAAGGAGUGGAGGCAGAGCGGCAGGGUACCGGACCUGGAGGCCCCACUCGUCGGCAAUGAGGCGACGGUCGCCGACCUUCCUGCUGCCGGUCAGGAAAGCGACAGGCGUAGCGAGAAGACCGCACGCUGUUCAGCUAUGCAGAGCUGUGCCCUGUUCGCCUCUCUGACUAUGCUUCCUUACAUGGGGCCGGGUGGCGUGCUCAAGGAGGACGCCUACUCUUCUUCGUACCGUAAGUCGGCAGGCCUCGCGUUCUCCUGGAUUUGGUUUUUGGUCGGUCUUGGUGUGCCCUGCCUAUCCGUACGAUCCCGGAUUCUAUAUUUUUGUACCCGGCUCGUCAGCCGCAUUGGCAUGCUAGCCGCCACACUUCUUGUGAUCUUUUACUGCCACUGGUCGCUCUUCCCACACUCAGCAGUAGCUUUUCGAGCAUUGGUCUUUGUUUCAGCCACUCUACACAUUUCCAUUUUCAUAUGGGCUUGCUUUGACGGUGAUAUGUGAUUGUGCAAUGCGGCGGUACUGAGAUGAGUGUGGCAUUCCAGAAGUGUAGCUUUGAUUAGUUCUUUGACAAAAUUGUGCUCAACUGUACAUUGGCUUCUCUUGGAUUAGUUCUUUUGAUCAAGCUGUGAGUAGUCUGUCAACAUUAUUCUUAGCCCCGGAUUGUGUAACAGCGUAUGCUGUUCGCUGUUGAUGGAAUUGUCUGACCAGUAGUUCACUACUCAUGCCGUUUUUUGUUUUUGCAAAAGGAUGCAUUGUAUCAAAUGCAACAUACUCUCACAAUGUUAUCUGAGAUGUUCUGAAAUGAAAUGUUCUUAUCCUUUACUA